AUGGGUAAAGAAGAAAAGGAAUUUGGUGGUACAACAGGAGCUAUUGGUUUAAUCUUAUUUUCUCAUUUUGUACCAUUUUAUUUUACUUUAUCACUUCGAUAUAGUUCAGGUGGUCUCUAUUGUCCAUCAUCAUUCGAUGAACUGAUUCAAAAUUUUAAAGAAACAUGUUCACCAACAUGGUCAGCAUUCUUUAUUUAUACUGGAUUUUGUCUUUUACAACUUAUUUUUGCUGCUAUUCUACCUGGAUUAAGAAUCAAAGGUUUACCUGUACCGACAGAAAAUAAUCGACAAUAUGAGUAUAAUUGUAAUGCAUUAGCUAGUUGGUAUGUUACAUUAAUACUUCUUGCUGUACUUCAUUUCACUGGUAUAUUUCGAUUAACGAUACUAGCCGAUCAAUUUGGUUCAGUACUGUGUGUUGCUGUCAUAUGUAGUGAUAUUCUAUCAUUCAUUAUACAUUUCUAUGCUAUACAAAGCAAAAAAACAUGUCGAAUGACACAUUCACCUAUUUAUGAUUUUUUUAUGGGAGUUUGGUUAAAUCCACGUAUUCGAAUUUUAGGACAAGAUGUUGAUCUGAAAAUGUUAGCUGAAGUACGUUUAUCAUGGCUUUUAUUAUUUCUUUUGAUUGUUUCUGCCGCAUUAAAACAAUAUGAAGCAUUUCAUACUGUUACAUGGCCAAUGAUAUUUAUUUUAACAGCUCAAUUACUCUAUAUAAAUGCUUGUAUGAAAGGUGAAGAAUGUAUACCAACUACUUGGGAUAUAUUUUAUGAGAAAUGGGGUUGGAUGUUAAUCUAUUGGAAUUUAGCUGGUGUACCAUUUGUUUAUGCAUUUCAAGCUAAUUAUAUUCUUGUUAAUUCCUUGCGAACACAAAACCCAACAGAAGGUAUAUCGAUGACAUUAAUUAUGGUAUUAUUUGUUAUACUUGUUCUUGCUUAUUACAUAUGGGAUUCAUCUCAAGCACAAAAAAAUCGUUUCCGUAUGCAACAACGUGGAACAUAUGUACCACGCAGUGCAUUUCCACAAGUUCCAUGGAAUACAUUAAAAAAUCCGAAAUAUUUAAAAACAGAAUGUGGUUCAACAUUAUUAAUCGAUGGUUGGUGGAAAUACUGCCGUAAACCACAUUAUACAGCUGAUAUUUGUAUGGCAACAUGUUGGGCAUUGUCAUGUCAUCAAUGGCCAGGUGUUUUACCUUACUUUUAUCCAGCAUUCUUCUUUGGUAUGAUUGUUCAUCGUUAUACACGUGAUGUAGCUCGAUGUAAAGCAAAAUAUAGUAAAGAUUGGAAAACUUAUUGUGAUCGAGUACCAUAUGCAUUUAUUCCUGGUAUUAUUUAA
Molecule: messenger RNA, 1329 nt
Organism: Rotaria socialis
Lineage: Eukaryota; Metazoa; Rotifera; Eurotatoria; Philodinida; Philodinidae
Source: the annotation of a GenBank genome assembly